Messenger RNA from Danaus chrysippus (African queen), 1392 nucleotides. The record is from the annotation of a GenBank genome assembly. NCBI's taxonomy places the organism in Eukaryota, Metazoa, Arthropoda, Insecta, Lepidoptera, Nymphalidae.
AUGUCGUAUAGAGAUUUAAGAAACUUCAGCGAGGCCAUGCGGUCGCUCGGCUUCCCUCAGCUGAUUUCUUUGGAGAGUUUCCGUAGUCCCAACUGGCCGCUGGUGGAGGCCUGCAGUCGCUGGCUGGCGGCUCGUGUGGAGCCCGACGCCUUACUGGCGGGCGGCGCUGACACACUCGAACAGAGAGUGGCGCUUGUCACUCACGCCACUGAACUAUUUCACUCUCGAGCGAAUCUAAAGUUAAAUGGGAAAAGAAUCUAUGGAGCGGACGGCUGGGCAGUGCGGGAACUAUUGAAGGUUGCCAAUCUGCUGCGGUCAGCUCUGGACACGCCGCGAAGAGACGACCAGCUCGCUGACACGGACAUGCUGGUGUAUGACGUCAGCAAUAGAAUCGGGGAAAUCAAACAGGCGAGGACCUUGGCAACGGAAAUAACUGCGCAGGGAGCAUUUUUAUACGAUCUGCUGGCGAAAGAACCUGACAAUAAGGAUCACAGAAACAAAGCUCUGUCUCGUCAAAUGGAUCUAUCGUCCCUGGAGACAGCGUUAUCCCGCGCCGUGGAGGCGAUGUCGUCUCGAGUGGACGCCGUGAGGGAACAGACGGCCAGCGUGGCGGCGAGUGAGGCCGCGCUUGAUGCCAAGAUAGAGAGGAGGAGGGCCGAGCUGCAGAGAGCUGAGAAGAGACUACUCACGCUACAGAAGAUCAAACCCGCCUACCAGAGUGAGCUCACCUCUCUAGAGAUGGAGAUAGCGAGUCUGUGGGAUCAGUACGUGUUGAGAUACCGCUGUGUGGAGGCUCUGAAACACAGGCUCAGUGUGCUGGAGACGGCUCAGGCUGAGGCUGCCGAAGAACAACAAGCGGCCAUAAUGCAGCUCAUACACAAGUAUGAAGCUGAAGAUGUGCUCGGGAAACUCAGCGACUCCGAUGACCUGGACUCCAGCGAUGAACCCAAAGAGAGCAAGCAGCCGCGCCCUCCCACGCGGCCUAAGACGAGGUUGAGAAUAAAAACAGCAGGUAUCUUACACACACACACACACAUACACACACACACACACACACACACCUCAAUAAGUCCUGACCGCGGCCCGCUCGCCCCCGGCCGUCUUUCCUCGGACUCCGGCUCCAGCUCCGAAAGCGACCUCUCUGACCCACAGCUCUAUGGAGGAGGCUGGCGUCCUCGGCCUGCAACACGAACUAUCGGAGCUCCGGGUGACUACGAGGAUAUUGUACAAGGUGAACAUAUAUAUGUUCCAGAUUUAGUAAUAAAUGAUGUUCCAGGUGUCGAGGACCCCGUCCAGGUGUUGUCUGAAGGCUCGGAGGGUUCCUUGGAGAGUGAACUGAGACUCACGGAACGAGUGGGGAGGAACUCCGCUCUCAGUGAUAAUGAGUUCUAA